Molecule: messenger RNA, 4362 nt
Organism: Yamadazyma tenuis ATCC 10573
Lineage: Eukaryota; Fungi; Ascomycota; Pichiomycetes; Serinales; Debaryomycetaceae
Gene: KRE5
Product: Kre5p
Cellular component (GO): endoplasmic reticulum
Molecular function (GO): UDP-glucose:glycoprotein glucosyltransferase activity
Source: RefSeq, a predicted model, not a curated record
AGAAUAUAUUUAUUUAUUUGCAAUUCUAUGAAUGCGCAUCAAGAAUCAUCGAUCCCAAGUGAUAUUUCUUUAUGCAGAGGAUAAUCCUAUUACUUGUAUGGGUUCACAUUGCUUUGUGUGUAUCAAACCAUGGAGAUAAUUCUCUCAAGGUGAUGCUUCAGACUCCUGAAUGGUCGCCGAUGCCCUUUCACUUACACUUGCUUGAGAGUAUAGCUGCAAUUGAUGAAUCAUUAUAUGGCAGUGCUGCAUAUUCCUUAGUCAAUGAUGAUUAUGACGAAGAGUUCUUGCUAUCGGCAGCCAAUGAUGAAUUGGUUUAUCAAUUGGUUCACGAUAGUGCAGGUUUGGAUCCAAUUAAUAAGUCUUUGGCAGAUUUGAAGACUGCCAGCAAGUACUAUGCCCCAAGAAUUCAAACUCAUUUCUCGAGCUAUUUGAACGACAUACAACCGAAAUAUAGGGGCAAGUGUGACUACGAUAUGUUUGGAACAAAAUUGGAAAGGAAACCUACAAAGCAGUAUUCAUGGUUGUUGAGUGGAGAUAGAAUAUACUGCACACCAGAUGAUCUUUUUGCACUUGAGUUUUCAAAGAGGUCUGACAUGCUGAGUCAGUUACUCCCAUUUGACAGAGUUAUUGGACAGAAUUCUAAAGCACCGCUCUUGAUUUUGUAUGGUGACUUGAACCAUGAAGGGUUUAACAGCAUGUUUAAUAAUUUAUAUCAAAGUGCAGAAGCUGGGAAAUUGAGGUUUGUAUGGAGAUACGUUCCUUCUAUGGGAGCUCCUGACUUGUUACCCAAUUACGCAUCAACCUUGGACUUGAAAAACAGCUCUACACCAUCAAGUAUUGGUGAUUUUGGGUUGAAGUUGGCUUCUAAAGUCUUGUCAAACAAUGUUAGUCCUAGAGAGAAGUACCGGAUGUUGAAUUCGAUUUUGGAAGAUUUUCCCAGUCAUUUGGUGGACAUAGAUUCUGAAGUAGUGGACUCUGAUGUGGCAGACAGUGCUGCUGCUAAUGAAAAAAUGGGAACUUCAAAGGAAUCUGUGGGUAUUUACUUGAAUGGAGCACCCGUUAACGGCUUGGAGUUGGACGCCUUUAAGUUGUUCAACAGAAUUGAAGAAGAAGUCAACAUAAUCCAGGAAAUCAUAGCAUUAGGAUUUAAUCUUGACCAAGCACGUACUCUUCUUGUCAAGUUUGCAUUGCAUGCUGCAGUUAAGCUAAGUGAAUUCAACUCUGGAAGUGACGAAAACCGAUACAAAGUUCAUGAAAACUCAUUUGUUGCAGGUGCUCAGACGAAAAGGGGAGGAGUUGUAUUUAUUAACGAUAUUGAAACAGACGAAAACUACCAGGAAUAUACCACAGUUAGAGAGAAGGCGUAUAUCGAUAUGAUACCACAACUUGCACCCGGUCAAUUUCCUCCUCUCAAAGAGAAUAUCCAUGACCUUAUUUUUGUCAUUAACUUGUCAAACCAAGAACAGUUAAAAGUGUUCUUCACUUUCUCAAAGUUAAUCUUGGAUAGGGGAAUCCCACAACAAAUUGGUGUCUUGCCUUUUGGUGAUUCAGAGCUCGACAUAAAAAUUGCAAAAUACUUUUAUUUCUUGUAUGAUACUACCACUUCAAAAGAAGCGCUAGCAUUUUUGUACAAGAUCUUCAUGAGAGAAACCGAUAAUGAAAUCACCGAACUACUUGAACAUAUUCUGAUUCAAGGCUACGAGUUUUCUCCCCUGGUAUACUUAAGCACUCUUGAAAAAUUCUCCAUUACUGAGCCUUCUAUUGUGUUCAACGGUAUUAUUACCGAUUUGAAAUCCGAUUGGAGGCGUCAAAUGGGUAGUCAGAUUCGUAAGGAUGUUCUGGCUUUACAUAACGGCCUCCGUGCAAAUAAGAUAGGCUUUUCUAUGAAAAAGUUCCUUCAUCAAAGUGCAAAAUCUGAAAGAAAUCUCAACAUCAUUCCCAAAGACAGUAGUGGAUUUAAGUACAAGAAAGUCUCCGUUUCGUUGAUUGAAAAGUCUAGUAGAUUCAGGUUGAGACCUUCUCUAGUCGUAAAAGAUGAUAUUGAGGUUUGGUUGGUGGGUGAUCUAAGCCAAAGCGCUGCCUUUAACCAGUUGAUACAAUUAUUUAAACUAAUGAGCAUUUCAAGCUUUGAUAUACAAUUAAGAGUUAUAGACUUAUCUAAAAGUCAAUUGCUUAGCAAAAUCAAACAAGGAGACUUGAACGAAAAAGAUCUUGACAAUUUACUCGUUACCCUUGAAAAGGAACUGACAACGUUAAAAAGAGCUGAUCCUGAUCUGGAUAUGAAACAAUUUGUUUCUGAACAAGGUUUACCCCCACAUCAUUCAUACAUACUUGUGAACUCCAGAUACUUCCGAAUCGAUAAUACAUUCAGUCUUAAACAGGUGGAGUCUAUUAUAUCGUUUGAAAAGCUGUUCAGAUUAUCCAUAUUUGAUUCCUUCCUUGGAAAAUAUCCGGAGAUUUUUGAAAGUUCAAAGGUCGAUGACUUUUACGAUGAAAAAUUGGGUAUAAUGUUCCAUGAUUGGAAAGACUUACUCGUGACUCGAAUUAUGAAGUCUUUCUUCGUUGAUGAUGAUAAAUACGUCGACGAUGUGGCUAGAUAUGACUUUUCAUCCAUGAAUAUGUACAACUCGUUUGUUAUUGACAAUGAACUCGAGCCAUUGGUAGAUGUUUUAGUUGUGGUUGACCCUUUAGUUCCUUAUUCUCAACAAAUAGUUGGUAUUGUCAAAGGCUGCAUUAAUCUUCCAUUUAUCAGGACUAGAAUUCUACUCCAACCACAGUCACAAUACCUCCACCUCCCUAUUAAACGCUACUUCAAAGGAGUUUAUCCAUCAUAUCCUAUCAAGUUUGAUAGCUCAGGAUUUGUGGAUGAAAAUUUAUCUGCUCAAUUUCUGGGUCUUUCAGAUGAUGUGUUUUCAGUUGACUUGUUGUCUCCCAAGAGAUGGGUCGCAAUGAGUAAAUUUGCACCGAAGAACCUUGAUCUUGACUACUUCAAAUUCUCGCUGCUCUCUAGCAAAGAUCAAGAAGUUGUUUUUGAGCUUUCUAAAUUGUUGAUUGAAGGGUUUGCAACUGAUGUUACGAAUGCAUCACCCCCAGGUGGAUUGACUUUAAAAGUUUCUCAAGGUGAUAAGGAAGCAGACACUAUCAUCAUGUCAAAUUUGGGAUACUUCCAGUUGCCUAUUGGUGAAGGUACUUGGAACUUGACAACAGGAGCUAGCCCUUAUUUCAAUUAUGGAUUGUUAUCCGCAUCAUCGGAUCCUUUCGAUUCCAGUACUGUUAUACAUAAGCAGGUCCCCUUGAAUGUAUUCAAUUUGGACGGAUUGGUCCUAAGACCUAGGCUUGUGAAACAAGCUUCUAGUUUAUCCAAAGCUAAACCUAUACAACAAGAUGGUAUCAACAUUUUUACAGUUUCCAGUGGACACUUGUACGAGAGGUUAUCCUCCAUUAUGAUGGCUUCUGUAAGAAGUAACACCCAACAUCCCGUGACAUUUUGGUUACUCGAAAACUAUUUGUCACCUAAUUUCAAAGCAUUAUUACCCAAAUUGGCUGAAGAGUACAAGUUUGAGUAUCAUCUUAUCACGUAUAAAUGGCCCAUGUGGCUCAGAAGUCAAUUUCUGAGACAAAGAACAAUCUGGGGAUACAAGAUUUUGUUCUUGGAUGUUCUUUUCCCAAUUGAACUUGAUCAUGUGAUCUUCGUGGAUGCAGACCAGAUAAACAGGUCGGAUAUGAUAGAUCUUGUGAAAUUAGAUAUGGGAGAUGCCCCGUAUGGGUUUGUGCCCAUGUGCGAAUCUAAGGAAGAAAUGGAUGGGUUUAGAUUUUGGAAAACUGGUUAUUGGAAAGAUGUGUUGAAAGAUGAUCUAAAGUAUCAUAUCAGUGCAUUAUAUAAAGUCAACUUGAAGAGGUUCAGAGAAAUUGGAGCCGGUGACCGUUUAAGGUCACACUACCAAAAGCUCUCAUCGGAUCCAAAUUCUCUCAGCAAUUUGGAUCAGGAUUUACCCAAUAAUAUGCAACGUACGAUCCCCAUCUACAGCCUACCUCAAGAAUACCUAUGGUGUGAAACUUGGUGUUCAGACUCUACGUUGCAAGAAGCGAAAAACAUUGACUUGUGUAAUAAUCCUUUAACCAAGGAGAAUAAGCUUGAUGUGGCCAAAAGAUUAAUUCCUGAAUGGAGUGCUUAUGACAAAGACAUCUCAGCUUUGAUCGAUACGAUUGAGGUUCAAGAGUCGAGAAAAGAGUAUGAAAUAAACACACCGGUUUUCAUUGAAGACAAGGACGAAGACGGGGAGGAAGACGAUGAGUACGAACAUGACGAGUUGUAAAUAGAGGCAUAUUUGUCCAAAUAAAUAUACUAUUACGUGGUAGUAA